Molecule: messenger RNA, 4394 nt
Organism: Rhodofomes roseus
Lineage: Eukaryota; Fungi; Basidiomycota; Agaricomycetes; Polyporales; Fomitopsidaceae
Product: clasp N terminal-domain-containing protein
Exons: 11
Coding region: 186-4205 (1339 amino acids)
Biological process (GO): mitotic spindle assembly
Cellular component (GO): mitotic spindle; spindle microtubule; microtubule organizing center
Molecular function (GO): microtubule binding
Source: RefSeq, a predicted model, not a curated record
GGACGGUGGCUGAAGAUGCGGCGCCGCUCGAUUGCGAUGUGGGCGUGCGCUCUCUGCGUGAUCGCGUCGCCGCGUCCCGACUCUCCAUCCUCAUCCGGUCCAUAUCCGCUCGCUGCCCCGUCUCGGCCGUCCUACCGCGGCUCCGCCCGUCCUGCUUGCCUACGAUCAGAUUCGAAAGCCUCGCGAUGGCCGACGCGGAGUCCAACGUCCAAAGGCUCAUCAACCAGUGCACCAAAGCAACCGAUGUCGACGCGAAGGUCGACGCGCUCGCAAAAUUGCAGGUCGAGUUCGAGAAUGGCGCGGAGAUCCCGGACUCGGACGCGACGAUAACUGUGUUCAAGGCGUGUCUCAGGACAGCUAACCAGCACCUGUCUACCGCAACACUGUCCGCUCUCCCCCCGCUCCUUCCCCUCCUUGUUACUCGUCAUGGUCUGACACGCUCAACAUCCGCCGCGCCCAACUCUCCCACUGCCUCUACUUCCUCGAAUGGCGCGUCCGUCAUUGACGCGCAUACAGUCCGUCAGGUGCUCACUGCGUUCCUGCCCUCUGGCGGUAUCAUCGAUCGUCUCGGCGACAGCAGGGAGAAGUCCCGAGAGAAGGCGCGCGAGGCGCUGGUCCUGCUGGGUGGGUUCGCGUUCCGGAGUGGGGGGACGAGUGCGAUGAUGAACCGGUCGCGCGAGGGAAAGGGCCCGGAGACCCCUCUGCAGAUUUUCGAGAGACAUCUGAGGGAAUUGGGGCUCGCUAGCAAGGUGUGGAGAGUGCGCGAGCAGGCCGUAUUGACACUCGUGCAUCUGCGCCGUGCGCACCACCUCUUUCCCAUCCGACCAUACCUUCCCGCGCUCGUCGAGGCCCUCGAAGACACCGACGGGACUGUGCGCGAAUGCGCGCGCCAGUCUACCGUCGAGCUGUUCACGGGGCCUGGCGUGUCGGAUGCGGCUCGGGCGGACCUCAAGAAGGAGAUGACGAAGAAAGGCGUGCGUAAAACCAUCGUCGACGGCGUGCUCUCGCGCUUGCUCGCUGGCAGCAGCGGCGGUGCGAGCACCCCGGGCACCUUGAGCGACGCAGGCUCGGAGAAUGGCGAUGCGGCCCACAAAGAGUACGUUCCGCCGAGCGUCGCACUCAUGAACCGUCGGCCGACGCAGACCGCUGGCCUCCCGCGAACAACGAGCCAGACCAGCGUGGGCAGCGUGCCGCGGCCUGGCAGUCGCUCUGCGAUGGUGUCACCGUCGCCAGUUGACAGCCCUACUGCUGCCUCGGCGGGUGGUUCAGACGUCAAGCCCGUUUACAUUGCAUCAGUGCACGACCUCGAAAACGAGUUCGCAUCCAUGGUGAAGCACUUCGAGAGCAAAGAGACGGAGCAUAACUGGGCGGCCCGUGAGCAGUCAAUCCAGCGUGUGCGCGGGAUGCUCAAGGGCGAAGUCCAUACACGUUUCCAUGACGCGUUCUUGCUCGGGUUGAAGAAUGGCUUUAUCAAUGCAUCUCUCAAAACGCUUGUCAGUUUACGUACGACGGUCUCUGCGAACACAUGCCUGUUGUAUCAGGAGCUCGCUCUCGCACUCGGCGCCGACCUCGACCCGUCGUGUGACGUCUUGUACACGAAUCUCCUACGAAUGGGCAGCCUCACCAAGAAGAUCACGUCACAGCAGUCGCAGACAACCGUCGACAUGAUAAUCCCCCACACCUCAGCCCAGCCACGAAUGGUUAUUCCCAUGCUGUGGAACUGUGUCCAAGACAAAUCCAUUCAAAUGAGACAAUACGCCCUUGGACAUAUACACGUAUAUCUUGAUGUACAUGGCGCCCGCGCGAAGCAUGCCAUCGAGUCUACUGGCGGCGUUGACCUCCUUGAAAAGUCCGUCAAGAAGGCCCUGGGAGACCCGAACCCGAAGGUUCGGGAGGAUGCUCGGAAAAUAUUCUGGGUCUUCGAGGCCAUCUGGCCAGACAGAGGUGCGGCCAUCUUGCACGCGUUGGACUCCGUAGCGAGAAAGCAGUUGGAGAAGGCAUGCCCCAACCCCAAUGCUGUCGCCACUAUUGCAGCGCCGGAAACUCCCAAGCCAAAGAAGAGCAGCGUCGCGGCGGCUAUUGCUGCUACGAGGGCGAAGGCGAAGGCGAAUGCCGCCGCGCCGCCAUCCCUGCGCCAUCAGGCCACAAGCACCUCGCAAGCUGUGCGAGCGAUGUCGCCGACAGGCAGGCGCGAGGUGUCCCCUCCAUUGACCGCGAGUACGUCCAUGGGCAGCGUGCGUGCCACGUCUCCGACCACUCGAUCGCCACCGAGAUCACGAAUUAUUUCUGGUAACAUGUCGCGGUCCGUCAGCUCAGGGGCUACAUCGACGUCUUCACGGCCGCGGACCUCCCCCAGUCAGCCUCCCCCGGCUUCGCCGCCAUCUCCCACACCUGACUCCGGGUCGACAUUUCGCAGGCGCACAUCAUCCCCGCUCAUCGCUCCCCCUUCUCCACCAAAGUCUCCUCCGAGUAGUCAAUCUGUAUUCAGACGGGCUGUGCACACGGCUUUGCCUGCGUCUCCGCCUCAUAGCUCGGUAAUCACAUUCGCCGACCCUGCGCCUAAGCCCGGGCGAUCAGCUGCUGUGCCAUUGCCCCGAGAGUCAUGGUCAAUAGCAGGUCUGCAUGGCCAGCACGGCACUGAGGAAGAGUCACUGCUUUUAGCUACGAAGAUCCCGAUCCCUGAAGAUAGCGAUUCCGAUAUGGACGAGUCGGUCAAUCUGCUGUCUUUCUCGGCGCCCUACGAAAGGUAUCCUCCCAUCGAGAUUGCAAGAGCGAAUUCUCAAGCCGCGUCUUUCUCACCGAGAUCAAGUAGCUCGCGGCCUGGGCCGUCCAAAGCACUCUCUACCUCCACAAAUUCACCUCCGUCUAGUGCGCCGCAAGUGGUCGUCGAGGACGCGCUCCGUGCCCGUGCCGAGCAGGCGGAGAGUGCGGCGGAACGCCUGCUCGAGCUUGUCGAGCCGGAAGAAGAUGGCGUACAUCCGCCGCCGAUCCCCGCGUCCUUAAUGAGAAGCACAAUGGCCACACCUCAAACGAAAACGAGGACCACUAGCGCGCGCAGCGUAAAGGCGACAUUAUCGCCGCCCCGAACACCUGUCAACAAGACUGCUGCUAUGUUGAAGCAAGCCGCACUCUUCCAGGAUAGCCCAGCCGCAAAUGGCAAAACCGCGAACGUAUUCAGCAUGGUAAAUGGCACCGAUACCGCCACUGAAUGGUGGGGGAAACGGACUUCGCUCAUCAAGUCUGCGGGUGUUUCAUUGCAUCACGAGAGUGCGGAUCGUGAGGAAGAACUGCAGGGAUACAUUUCCGCGCUCGAACAGAGUUCUGCAGAUAUCCCCGCGCUGAAGAACAUGGCGCUUCUCUGUACCCAAAUGGCCGUUCUUGAGCCUUCCUCGCCGACAAGCCCGGACUUCGCCGUGCCUCUCACGCCCUCACCCAUACUAGGCAGCUCGGAUUCCUUGCCAUCUAUCGCCAAGACCCUUUGGUCUCAGCACAAGAAUUUUGACAGACUGUUCGACGCUCUUAUCAGGUACUUGGAUCCAGCCCAGGAUGAAGAGAAGUUGCAAUAUGGUCUCAUCGUACUGUGGGAAAUGAUCGUGAACCAGUGGUCGCUUCUUGAAGGGAAGGAAGCCGACAUAUUCACUACGCUUCUUCAAGUCCGGUAUUGCGCUAGAUUGAGCGUCAUGCAAGCCACGAACAUGUUCCGAGAUGCCCUCGCAGCGCGUGUCGACGCCGUAUAUGGUCUGACGACGUUACAUGCGUGCGUGCGAGCGUUCCGUGAUACUGAUCCGCCGGAGUCCUCGAGCGUGGGGGCCAAAAACGGGACGUAUGCGUUCGGACUCGUGGCGUUGGGCAAGUUUAUCCUCCGCUUGCCUGCGGAAGUGCUCGAAGAAGAGCUACCACGACUUCGUGCCAUGUUGAUAUCCGCAUCCAGCCAUACCUCCCUCACGGUCCGCGAGGCAGCUGCCGCUGCUAUGAUCGCUGCACAGCUCGUUUUGCGUGAUGAGGCGCACUUGUUCGCCCUCCUUGACGGGCUGCCAGAUGACAAGAAGAACCUGCUGACCUACCUCUUCGAUAAGCACGGCUGCAGGGACACGUCCGAGAUUCUUGGACCCUCGCGGACGGAGAAGCUGGAACGAGAGAUGCGGCGAUUGGACACCCGUACGAAUACACUACCACGGCUUGCCAACAUGUCGUCUGGCAUGUAGAUCGAUGGCCUGUCAAUGGCCUGUCAAGCUAUCCUUUGUACCCGGUACAGCCGUUUUCAUCCUGUCCCCCUAAUACCCAUGCCUACUGUAAUCCACUCUACUCCGGUCAUUGUUCCUUCCGUGAAAUGAUGAUCGGAAAGUCUAUGCAUCGACUGACAUGAUAGUGAAUGAUGUGAAUCAUGAACCUCA